AAAAAAACGAAAUUGAAAAAUUAAAAAACUAAAAGUUUAAAACUCAAAAAAUUGUAAAAUCGGAGAACCAACAAAGCAAAAAAUGGAAUGCAUAGGGGAAGGUGGGAAUUGUUCGAACACGGUAGUAAUUGUGACAACCCUGUCAGUAGUCAUUCAAAAUUUUGUCAUUUGGACGAUUUUGAUUCUAUCUUCGAAAUUUCGCGAAAUUAGUAGUUAAAAUGGCCUUCUCCGUUUUAGAGACCCGCUGGAGCCCCGAAUACUUCCGGCGAAAAGAAAUGAUGAAAACCCUCCAAGUGCCGACAAUUUCAGACACCAAAGACAUGGCAGGCCUACCGCUGGCUUCGCUUCUCUUUGAUCAAUGUUACCCGGAGCUGAGGACCGACUAUGGGUUAGCACCAUAUCUGAAUGGUCCUCAGGGCGACUUGUGGGUAGCACCGAACGACUCGCUUAACGGAAAAGUGGUUUUGACGCCAUCACCGACUGAGAAGCACAUGUACGCUUUAACACAUCCAGCGAUUAUAGAACUGGGACCCGCACUGGAGCAAAAGUUCCUCAACGAAGGGCGACUUUCGAAAGAAUCAGCGCUAGAGCAACUCGAGAAGUUCUUAAUGGGUGUUUACGAAACAGAAAAAGCGGCUUUGCUUGCCGCGUUACGUGAAGAAGAGAAACUAGAAUAUGGGUCACAGUUGAAGAAAAUUCAAGAUUAUUAUGACGCCGAAAUCUGCAAAAUUGUGACGGAGUGUUACGAGCAAAUUGAACGACUGAAAGAAGAAAUGGCGGAAGAAGUCGAUUCGAUAAAUAUAUUUUGGAAGGAUCAAGCACAACAAGAAAUUAAUGAAACUGUGGCCAAAGUAACCGGGAAAUUUUUGGACAAGAUGAAACUGCAGGAGCAAAUUUUAGUCAGGAUAUAUAUCAAACAAAUCAGGGCUAUCCAAGACAAGAAAAAAUGCGCUAUUAAUUUCGAGCGGAAAAAAUACAACGAAAAGAUAAAAGAAAUGAAACACCAACUACACUGUCAAAAUGUGGCCGAUCUGAUGUACCUUCUUUGCAAAGAAAGGAGAAGAUGUAAAGUCGAAAGGAGCGCAAUUCGGAAGCAUUAUGUGAAUCGGGUGCGAAAAAUGAAGUCAAUUUCGAAGCAAAAGUCGAACGAAAUUAAAGAUUUGAUGAAACUUAAAAUCAAAAGAGAGCGCCAAUUUAUAGUGAGGGAACAAUGUCUAGUCGAGAUUUUGCGCCAGUACCAGAAGUUUAUAUACUUUGCUUUGAAAGCCGUCCCCACUCAAGCAGAGUUUCUAUUGAACAUCGACCAAUUACUAAAGUUCGAACUGGACGAUUAUGGCUUAACUCAACAAGUUACACAAACUGAAGUGAAACCUCAGUCAGAACUACAAGUUCUUGCUGACCACGAUCUCGAUACUAACGAAGACAUUGAAGAUUAUUUGCGACAUUUGCAGUCACUAGCAGUUGAAGAAGAAUUUGAAUGUAGUGACGUUUUGCCGGCGUUUUACUACAAAGAUGGGAUGUAUGUGAGAGAAGACUUUCGGGAUAUGUUUUCUACGGGACGCCAGAUCGGCCGAAACCACCCACUAUGGAAUCCCGAUGUCGAAGAACUCUUGAACAUAUUUAGAAAAGCUUGCGAAAAACCAAAUUCCUGUCAAACUGACAGAGUCGACUCACAUUUGGACAAUCAAAGAAAAUUAAUAUUAGGUAGUGACCGUAGUGAAUCGACCCAAAUACAAACUUUUUCGCCUGAAUUAUCCAAGUCUGCAGUCCGUGUUUCGACAAUGAACGCCCAACAUACAAAAACCAAAGCGUCAACUUCUGCAAACCACGCGCCAGAGUAUGAAGAAGAAAGGGAAAUUAGAAAAUUGUCACUAGGAGAAGGUUCGAGUAGCCCGCCUAGGUCCCACGUGCUGUCAAAAGAUAACUCAGCAAAUCCACUUCAACAUCAAAUGGCAUCAAAUCCAAACACUCAGUCGCGUCUCACGAUCGCUAGGGACUCACUAAUUCUAACAUUUACCACAAAAGAAAGAAAAUCGUUGCUAGGAUUUUCGAAAACUUUAGACGAGAUAUCCAAAACGGACGAAGACAAACUGUCAAAACAAGAAGAUAGGUCGACUUUGACCGGGAGUGUAGAUCAGCCUGACGAGGCUAGCGGUACUGUGGACUUAAACCAAGCUAAACAUACAUCCAAACUCCUACUCGCGUGCGAUUCUGUCGAACUAAUCAGAUCUAAAAUGGAUUUAUGCGAAAAACCAUCUGAAAGAGAUGCUAAAAGGAAGUCGCAGUUAACUUUUAGUCCGCGAGUUUCGACGACAGAGGCUGAGGAACCUCUUCACGCUCAGAAGGACGAAAAACCUUUGGAAAAGUCGGUCAAACGUUCACCUCCUGGUGGCAAAAAAGCUGCUCCGAGUCCUAGAAAAGCUACGAAAGUGGUGCCGAAAGCUACGCCACGGUCAGCGAAAGCCAAAGUCGCUGGUGCUAAGAAGCAAAAAGAACAAGUUGUUGAGGAAUUUACCGAGGAACGGAUCAACGAUUUGGUUCACAUGAUGAAAGAAAACCCAAGUUUACUGCGCUUGUUUACGUCAUGUCAUAAAUAAAUAUAUUU
Zophobas morio is the source of this 2605-nucleotide messenger RNA. RefSeq lists its product as uncharacterized. The record is from RefSeq and is a predicted model, not a curated record. NCBI's taxonomy places the organism in Eukaryota, Metazoa, Arthropoda, Insecta, Coleoptera, Tenebrionidae. The transcript has 5 exons. Bases 219 to 2597 code for a protein of 792 amino acids.